This is a messenger RNA of Rotaria sordida, 1011 nucleotides long. Lineage: Eukaryota; Metazoa; Rotifera; Eurotatoria; Philodinida; Philodinidae. The record is from the annotation of a GenBank genome assembly.
AUGUCAACAAACGAAACAUAUAAUAUGAUGAAUUAUUCAUUGACAUAUUCAAUUAAGUUUGCUGUGUUACUUGCACUUCAAAUUCCUUCAAUUCUAGUCUCACUUAUUAUCUUUAUUUAUUUUGGUUACAAUCGUACUGGUCUUAUAAGAGAUCACAAUCAUUCUAUACUUCUUUUACUUUUAAUUAAUUUUGUUCAAGUCAUUUCUGAUCUUCCUAUGCCAAUGAGUUUCUUUCGUUUGGAUGGCAUUGUUCAACCAGCUACAUCAGCUUAUUGUACUUGGUGGAUAUGGUAUGAAUUUUCUUUAAAUACUACUAACGGUCUUCUUAUGGCUUGGAUCUCUAUUGAACGUCAUCUAUUAAUAUUUCAUCGUAAUUUUAUUCAAAAUAUAAGUAUUUGGAAACGACGAUUACUUCGUAUAGUUCCUUUAGUAUUCUGCUCUUUUUGGGGACCAUUUUAUUAUACUCUUACUGUAAUUAUUAGUCCUAUGUGUACAAAUGAACGAUAUUUUGAUAGACUUUUAUGUGGUAUGCCAUGUCAUUUAUUAACUAAUUGGGGUACAUUUGAUCUAUUUUUUGAUGUUAUAUUUCCAGUAUUGGCUAUAUUUGUUUUUAAUCUUGCCCUUCUCAUACGUGUUAUUCAUCAAAAGUUGAUCACUACUGGUCGUAUUCAAAAUAAUUGGCGACAUCAAAGAAAAAUGGCUUUUCAAUUGGGAAUUAUUUCUUUUGUUUACCUUGCUGUUUGGAUUCCACUAUCAAUAGCUCAACUUGGACAAAUCUAUAUUGAUUCAACUUUUCUUCUUAUACAAUCAGAUACUUUUAAUUUUCUUGUUUAUAUUGUACCUCUUGUUUUACCUAUGGUUUGUCUUAUGUCAAUGCCUGAACUUAUUAAAAAAUUGAAAACUUUCAUAUUCAGACAACAUCAUGGAAUUAUAAUAUCUUUCAAUAAUCAAUCGGUUCAACAGAAUAAUAAAAUUUAUCCAUUAAGAAUGAUUCCUAUUGCACAAUAUUGA